AUGGUCGAUGUUGCUAUGGCAAGCUCAUUAGAAGAAUACGAAUUUUCGGGAGCAGUAAGGGAAGACGUUGAACUGGAAAACAAAAGCAUUGCAGAAGUGGAAGUAGAAGAUGGUGAGCUACCAGAAGAAGGUGAAAUCUGUGACGACGAAGAUGCUGAAGGACGCGAUCGUGAAAUAACGGAAAAUCGAGAAGCAGCGCAAGCUGUAUCUCCGAAUAUGUCUUUGAAUCAGCCGCCUUUACGUAAACCGCGUGAUUUCGACAGAGAAGUAGCGAAUGCAAGAGGUGCUGAAGGCAGCAUGUUGAGUUCCUGGAUGACUGGCGUAAAACAGCGUGCGAAACCUGGGAUCACAACAAUCGCCUCUCCAACGGUUGAUGCGAAUGAAGAAUAUUAUGGGUACGGCAGUAGCUCACCAAGUGAUGGAACAGGGGAUAAGGAUUAUAGGAAUCGAGGAGGGGAUUCAGCUGAUAAGGAUUACCGGUGGAUACGAGAUGAAGAUGGACACAGAGGGUCUGGUGAUGUGAAUGAAUUUGGUGAUAGCGAUUACAGAGGUGGAUCACCCAAAAUGGAGAGACGGCGUCGACGUUCUAUAAGUCCAACAUACGGUGGCCCUAAGCGACCAAGACAUUCACCACCAGUGCGAGGUUGCUAUCGCGGAAGAGGCUUCCGAGGACGCUGGGGUGAACGUCAAAUUUGUAAAUUCUUCCGUGAGGGAUAUUGCAGAGACGGCGACAGCUGUUCAUAUUCUCACGAUGCUGCAGAUUCUGGUCGCAAAGCUGAACUGUGCAAAUUCUAUCAGCAAGGUUUUUGUAAAAAAGGUCUUCAGUGUCCUUUACUACAUGGCGAGUACCCAUGUAAAGCUUUUCAUAAAGGAGAAUGCUCGAAAGAUCCAUGUCAAUUUUCACAUUUGCCUCUGAACAAUUUCACACAACCAAUAUUCGACCAGAUGAUGAAAGACGAUGAAUUAGCCUCGCGCAUAGCUAUUCCGCAAGGACCUCUGAAACGACGAGUUUUGCUUCCUGGUGGACCAAGUUCUUCACCUGGUGCUCAACCAACGGUACCGGCAAUUGUCACAGUAACUGCAGAUGGAGGAAUAACUGGAACUGUCAUACCUCCACCUGCUGUCGUUGUUCCAACUCUUUCAUCUGGAACUCCGGUUACUAUCGCUCAACCUCAGCUCGUCAUACCACCACCUUUGACUGCUAAUCCAACUCCUUAUCCUGCUUUUUUUCCGCACCAUUCAGUCCCUGCUACAGCAGUUGUGAAUCCAACUUCACUAAGUGGUGCUGUUGCUGGAUUAGCGCCGCCUCAACCUGUUCAAAGUGCAACGACUGUUCUGCAGCAAUAUUCGGCAAGUGUUGAAAAACGCAAUUCAAUGGAGGAUGAAGAAGAUAAUUCGUUUAACAUCAACAAAAUGCUGGAACAAAUAACAGCUAAAGUAAAGAAAGACAAUGCUAUGGAUGAAUCUCCAGCAAGUCCGCCCAUGUUUAAUCCAGAUGCAGUCGCUGAUGAAAAUGCUCCAACUAUUCCGGAAACAAAUAUACGUGCAUGGAAGCUACAUCCUGUCGAUGACAUACCAAGCCCCCAAACGAAUAUUGAUUCUCAAAUAUUGCAGAUGUCGUUAACUGAUGCUGGUCUUCGUAACGAUCCGCGGAUCAAGAAAGCACUAGCGUCACAGUUUGAUGCUUUUACGAAUUCCUUAAUGAAUGCCGCGCCACCACCGCUACCACAACCGCCUCAAAUAUUUGUGCAGCAAUCGAAUGCUACAGCAAGUAUAUCUGCUACCCAGUCCAUUGCUCUUUCUGUUCUUCCAAAAGAAGAAUCAAGUGCAUCAAGGUUAGCUGGUCCAAGGAUUUCAACCGUAAAUCGAGAUCCACGUAAGAGAAUAACAGUAAGUGAUCCACGUGUAACGACUGUUGCUGAUUCUCGCUUGGUUUCAACCACAACUCCUACGUUGGACCCGCGUCUUGCUCCGCCCAAUAGCUUAAUUCAAAUUGGACAGAUACCGUCAACAUCCACAUCAAGAGCUGGAAUUGAUAAUGUGUAUGGGGCGGCAGUGGAGGUAACAAUUCAAAAUCGUGACCAAGAUCAUCGUUUGCACUUAGCUGGUUACGAAAAUAGUUUUAUGGAAGAACACAGUGCAGAGCGGAUUGGCAGUUAUGAAAGUCGUCGUAGUUCGGGAGGUAACUGGAUGCCACAAAUUCGUGCUGCUGUUGAUCCACGUCAAGUGAAAAGGUAUGUAAUUGGUGGAUACAGGAGUGACAGCAGUCAAGAUCGUGAUGAAAGAGCGAUGAAUCGUGCAAGGAGAGAAGGAACCAAAUCACCGUCAAAUAAUUCUGCCGCAGCUGGUACAACUACCAUACCUCAAGCUCCUCUUUCUCUUCGAGAAAAGAGGAAAAACAAUGAAUAUGAAAGUCCUCUAAGCAGAAUUCCAGAAAAAACUCGGUGGACAUAA
Brugia pahangi is the source of this 2454-nucleotide messenger RNA. NCBI's taxonomy places the organism in Eukaryota, Metazoa, Nematoda, Chromadorea, Rhabditida, Onchocercidae. The record is from the annotation of a GenBank genome assembly.